AGGGUUGGAUUGGAGGUGCCAAGCAUCGAAGUGAGGUACAAAAACUUGACAAUUGAAGCUGAUGUUCAGAUAGGUUCAAGAGCUUUGCCAACUUUGAUCAAUUACACGCGAGACGCCCUUGAGGGUAUGAUAACCGGCAUAGGAAUAGGUCGUCCUCAAAGACAUUCCUUGACCAUCUUGAAUGAUAUCAGUGGCGUUAUCAAACCUGGAAGGAUGACAUUGCUGUUAGGACCUCCAGGAUCAGGCAAAACUACCUUACUUUUGGCUCUUGCAGGAAAGCUUGAUGACAACCUCAAGAAAAGUGGUAGUAUAUCAUACAAUGGCCAUGAGCAAAACGAGUUUUGUGUUCAAAGGGCUUCUGCAUACACUAGCCAAACUGAUAAUCACAUUGCAGAACUGACAGUGAGAGAAACUUUUGAUUUUGCCAACAGAUGUCAAGGUUCAAGUGAUGCAGAGAUUGUGAAAAAUCUGGAACUCUUAGAGAAGGAGAAGAACAUUCUUCCUAGUCCAGAAAUUGAUGCGUUUAUGAAGGCAACGGUGCGAUAA
Messenger RNA from Cajanus cajan (pigeon pea), 546 nucleotides. NCBI's taxonomy places the organism in Eukaryota, Viridiplantae, Streptophyta, Magnoliopsida, Fabales, Fabaceae. The record is from RefSeq and is a predicted model, not a curated record.